This is a messenger RNA of Carassius auratus (goldfish), 1698 nucleotides long. RefSeq names its product methylenetetrahydrofolate dehydrogenase (NADP+ dependent) 2 like (gene mthfd2l). The record is from RefSeq and is a predicted model, not a curated record. Gene Ontology annotation, biological process: tetrahydrofolate interconversion. Gene Ontology annotation, cellular component: mitochondrion. The transcript has 9 exons. NCBI's taxonomy places the organism in Eukaryota, Metazoa, Chordata, Actinopteri, Cypriniformes, Cyprinidae. The coding region runs from base 47 to 1108 and encodes 353 amino acids. Gene Ontology annotation, molecular function: methenyltetrahydrofolate cyclohydrolase activity; methylenetetrahydrofolate dehydrogenase (NADP+) activity; methylenetetrahydrofolate dehydrogenase (NAD+) activity.
GUCUAGAAGCGCGAGCUGUGUGAGGAGGAGCAGGUGAUCAGUUACUAUGGCAGCACUUACUGCAUUAACAGGGAAUUAUACUAGAAUACAGACAUUAGCGUCCUAUUUCCAGCACUGUCGACGAUCAAAAAGAUGGAUUAAUCUGAAAACAGUCAACCGGAGAAGCCCUUUUUGUCAGUCACUGAAAAGAGAUGCUGCCACUGUGGUCUCAGGGACAGAACUUGCUCGGCAGAUCCAUAAAGAAGUCCAGAGUGAUAUAGCAAAACUAGUGGCCCAAGGCAUCAGGAGACCUCAUCUGAGUGUUAUCCUGGUGGGAGAUGAUCAUGCCAGCCACACUUAUGUGAGAAACAAAACUCGAACGGCUUCACUGCUUGGCAUGUCGAGCAGCACAAUCUUCAGGCCAUCAUCAGUAUCUCAAGAAGAGAUGUUGGAGCUGAUAGACAAAUUCAACAGAGACAGGAGCAUCAGUGGGCUGCUGGUUCAACUCCCUCUUCCAGAGCACAUCAACGAGAGAGCCAUAUGCAAUGCUGUUGCCCCAGAAAAAGACGUUGAUGGAUUCCACAUAGUAAACAUUGGGAAACUCUGCUUGGACCAGAGGUGCAUGGUGCCAGCCACAGCAGCGGCAGUGUGGGAAAUCAUCAGAAGAACGGGAAUUGAAACAGUUGGAAAAAAUGUGCUUGUUGUCGGGCGCUCCAAGAAUGUAGGAAUGCCCAUUGCAAUGCUGCUGCAUUCGGAUAGAAACCAUGAACGACCGGGAGGUGAUGCCACAGUUAUCAUGGCUCAUAGAUGCACUCCUCUGCCACGACUGAAGGAACUUGCCAGUCUGGCUGACAUAGUGAUUGCGGCUGCAGGUGUGCCUCACUUAAUAACGGCAGAGAUGGUAAAAGAGGGAGCCGCGGUUAUUGAUGUGGGCAUCAACCGCAUGCAGGACCCUGUCACUGGGAAACUGCGUCUUGUUGGAGAUGUGGACUUUGAAGCUGUGAAGGUGAAGGCUGGAUUUAUCACUCCUGUGCCUGGAGGAGUGGGCCCAAUGACCAUUGCCAUGUUGGACAGGAGACAAGCACUUCAGUCUGGAUACUUUAAUUGGCACUAUUUGUCCGUAUCUUGAUUAUAAGCACAAGUCCUUGCGAGCUUCCUCUUUAACAUCCUUUCCCUGUUCGUCUGCAAGCUGGAACAGGCCAUUCAAGCUGGAACGGCAGCCAUGCAUGUCCAUGACGGUAACUGCACCCUGAUUUGUUUCUUAAAACUGCCUCCAUACUGAUUCUAAGGAGCCGUUGCCUUUGCUACAGUGUUAUUAUUUUGUCGGAGCCAAGAAAAUAAGGAGGGUUUACUCUGCAAGUGUUAAUAUUACCAUCCUGACAUGCAUGAGUGAAGGCGGAAGUCUUACCCGCAUCAUCCUCACAGGAGAGUUUCGGUAGGGCUCGACAGGCUGCUCAACAGGUGGCCUCAGAUGUCUGACAGGUGAAUCUGUUGGCACUGAGACAAAUGGGACAUUACUACAUUUUCUCAGGAAAUUAUUUUCAAAAAUCAGUUUGAACUCAAAACGGCAAAAAUGAACCCAAGGGUGCUGCUUUCCUUUUAUUUAUUCAUCUACCUAUUUAUGGUAUUAUGUAUACAUUGUUUAAUAUGCAUACAUUUGUGCUUUUGUUUAAAAAAAAAAUCCUAGAUUUUUUUAUAAAUAGCUUGUUUUUAUCACCA